AUGAAAGUCAAACGAAACUUUACUAGUGGUGUUUUAUUAAUAAUUGCCACUUCAAUUAUGAUAACUACCGAUUGUGUUAAUAAAAGAGGUGGUGGUCCGAGCAGAUCUAGAAGGGCAAAAAAUUCGAUCGUGAGUGUCCUUACUAUGAGUCCAAAGACUUUUCUAAAUUGGAGAAUAAGUAAUUUGGGCAGUAAAAAUUAUUAA
Macrosiphum euphorbiae (potato aphid) is the source of this 204-nucleotide messenger RNA. Lineage: Eukaryota; Metazoa; Arthropoda; Insecta; Hemiptera; Aphididae. The record is from the annotation of a GenBank genome assembly.